This is a messenger RNA of Hyaloscypha bicolor E, 651 nucleotides long. RefSeq lists its product as uncharacterized. Lineage: Eukaryota; Fungi; Ascomycota; Leotiomycetes; Helotiales; Hyaloscyphaceae. Bases 78 to 323 code for a protein of 81 amino acids. The transcript has a single exon. The record is from RefSeq and is a predicted model, not a curated record.
UCCUAACCAACUACGCGAUACUCGAGUCAAGCUGCCCUUUCAUUGCGUUCAUCCCCUUCUACACAUUAGUUCAGAGAAUGACUCGGGUUUCUACCCGCCUCAUUAUUCUUAUCCUUAUGAUCGAGUACAUUAACCUUCUCCCGGAUGGCUUCCAAAGUUGUGUCAAAAAUGAAGAAAUAGACGGCAAGACGCUUAACACCAAGCCACCCAACAUACACCAGAUAGUAUUUCCAGCCCGCAUGUUGCAAGUCAAUGAGGCUCACAAAGCUAUUGACAAAGAACGAGGCCUAUCCAAUAAUCAUCAACGGAACCAGUCCUUUUGACCGCAUCGGAUAUGGCCGUAUUCGUACUAAGUGGCCAAUGACCUCAAUUCCAAAAUGCUGAACAGUUCAGUUUACAAAUUCAUCUUACUCCGCCCAUGAGCCUUUGUCAACUGCGGGUAAUGCGAUACUUCAACAACACUCCUCGACCAAAAACUCGCACCCCUCUUUGGACUCAUCCAUAGCACUGCCGCGUCUCGGUCAUUCCAUUGGUGAAGAAGGCAUAGCACAGGGCAUCUGGCAUCUCGGUGCUCUGCAAACCAUUUCCAACUACGCUUCCAUGACUCCGGAACAAAUCGUGGCAGGCUCAGCUGUGGGUCAGGUGUUCGAC